AAACGACAAAGGCCACGGGGUGUGCUCAUUGGACGUCAACGCUUUUUUGCAACAGUCCCGUCAAAACAAAAAUUCGGCGCCGCUGUCGUGGUUCUCGGUUCCAGGUUGUUCAAUCUGCCAUUCCAUCAUCACCAGCCUUCAAUUCGUGUUGUACUUUGACCUGUACUAUUCCCAAGCCUAGAGGACUCGGUCUAAUAGAACGCGGAAAAUGUUUCGACCCCUCCUACCCCGCCAUUGCUCUCUUCCAUCUCGGCCUUCCUCCCUCCUUCGUAAUCUUCCGUCCAAACCGUUCAAUUCGUCUUGUUCUCCGUUCCUCCAAUCUCCCAUCGGAAUCACCGUUCGGACCUUCUCUGCAUCUUCCGCCGCCAUGUCCAAGGUCUUCUUCGAGCUCGAGUGGCAGGGUCCUGUUCUCGAUGAGAACUUCAAGGACACAGGAGUGGUGAAGGAUCAGAAGGGCCGGAUCAACUUCAGACUCUUCGACGACGUUGUUCCCAAGACCACCCAGAACUUCAGGGAGCUGUGCACCGGCCAAAAUGGCUUCGGCUACAAGGGCUCCAAGUUCCACCGCAUCAUUCCCGAGUUCAUGCUCCAGGGCGGUGACUUCACUCGUGGCAAUGGCACCGGUGGCAAGUCCAUCUACGGCGAGCGGUUCGCCGACGAGAACUUCAAGCUGAGGCACGACCGCCCUGGCCUCCUCUCCAUGGCCAAUGCCGGCCCUAACACCAACGGCUCCCAGUUCUUCAUCACCACCGUCGUCACUUCGUGGCUGGACGGCCGUCACGUCGUGUUCGGCGAGGUUGCCGACCAGGAGUCCUGGAAGGUCGUCAAGGCCAUCGAGGCCACCGGCAGCAGGAGCGGUGCCAUCAGGGAUGAUCUCACGAAGAAGCCGACCAUCGUUGACUGCGGCAUCGCGCAGGAGUAGAUGCCGUUCCGGGGCGGCUGGGCGCCAAAAGAAUUGGCUGCGAUCACUUUCUGUGGCAUAUCUUCAUUGGGUUCCAAAGAUUGGGCCGUUCGAACGUCCAUGAAAUUGAGAACAGCACCGCGUUCCUGUGCUUAACUUUUUCAUUCCUCCUUUCGUCUCGAAAACAGCCAAGUGAUUUGUCGGGACCACAUCGCGAAUAAGCUCUAGCCACACAGGCGGCACGGAGUG
This is a messenger RNA of Thermothielavioides terrestris NRRL 8126, 1150 nucleotides long. RefSeq lists its product as uncharacterized. Gene Ontology annotation, biological process: protein peptidyl-prolyl isomerization; protein folding. The coding region runs from base 368 to 922 and encodes 184 amino acids. Gene Ontology annotation, molecular function: peptidyl-prolyl cis-trans isomerase activity. The transcript has 6 exons. Lineage: Eukaryota; Fungi; Ascomycota; Sordariomycetes; Sordariales; Chaetomiaceae. The record is from RefSeq and is a predicted model, not a curated record.